Messenger RNA from Dichotomopilus funicola, 930 nucleotides. Its product is annotated as NADP-dependent oxidoreductase domain-containing protein. Gene Ontology annotation, cellular component: cytosol. The transcript has 6 exons. Bases 1 to 930 code for a protein of 309 amino acids. NCBI's taxonomy places the organism in Eukaryota, Fungi, Ascomycota, Sordariomycetes, Sordariales, Chaetomiaceae. Gene Ontology annotation, molecular function: aldose reductase (NADPH) activity. The record is from RefSeq and is a predicted model, not a curated record.
AUGGCAGACAAGACCUUCAAGCUCAACACCGGCCAGGACAUUCCCGCUCUGGGCCUUGGCACAUGGCAAGGCGAACCCGGCAAAGUCAAGACCGCAGUUGCGCACGCCCUCAAGGCCGGCUACCGGCUGAUCGACGGGGCCUACUGCUACGGCAACGAGGACGAGGUCGGACAGGGCCUAGCGGAGGCGUUUGCUGCGGGCCUCAAGCGUGAGGAUGUGUUUGUCGUGAGCAAGGUGUGGGCUACGUACACGACGCGGUGCGAGCUGGGGCUGCAGAAGAGUCUGGACAAGUUGGGGUUGGAUUAUGUAGAUUUGUUCUUGGUCCAUUGGCCUUUGUUGAUGAACCCUGAAGGCAACGAUGACCGGUUCCCCAAGCUCCCCAAUGGUGAGCGCGACAUCAUCCGCUCACACAACCACGUCGACACAUGGAAGCAGAUGGAGAAGCUCGUCGCGACGGGCAAGACCAAGGCCAUUGGUGUUUCUAACUACAGCAAACGCUACCUGGAACAGCUGCUCCCGCACGCCACGAUCAAGCCGGCGGUCAACCAGAUCGAGAACCACCCUGCCCUGCCGCAGCAAGAGAUUGUCGACCUCUGCAAGCAAGAAGGCAUCCACAUCAUGGCGUACAGCCCGCUGGGCAGCACGGGCGGGCCGCUGCUGACGGCCGAGCCGGUGGUCCAGAUUGCUGAGAAGCACGGCGUGCCGGCGUCGACGGUGUUGUUGAGUUACCACAUCCCCCGUGGCAGCACAGUCCUGGCCAAGUCGGUCACGCCGUCGCGCAUCGACGCCAACCUGAAGCUGAUCGACCUCGAUGCCGACGACGUCAAGGUGCUCAACGACUACUCGGAUAGGUUGGGCAAAGAGAAGAAGUUCCAGCGGUUUGUGUAUCCGCCGUUUGGUGUCGAGUUUGGCUUCCCGGAUAAGUCGUAG